Molecule: messenger RNA, 1885 nt
Organism: Hevea brasiliensis (rubber tree)
Lineage: Eukaryota; Viridiplantae; Streptophyta; Magnoliopsida; Malpighiales; Euphorbiaceae
Product: WAT1-related protein At3g02690, chloroplastic
Exons: 7
Coding region: 126-1433 (435 amino acids)
Cellular component (GO): chloroplast; membrane
Source: RefSeq, a predicted model, not a curated record
UGCCACUCGUUCGUCACUGGCCUUCUUAUCGCUGAUACAGCACGGCGCAGCAUCACCGCGCUCCCUGCACUCUACUGUACUGACACAGAAGAUAGUAAAAGGGCAGAAGAAGAAGUGAGGUAGCCAUGAAGCUAUUCUCUCCUUCAAGCCUCUUCAACUCCUUUCCUUCUCUUCUAUCUCCUACUCUUCCCGUCAAAUUCAGCUCCAUCUCUUUCUCCUCUUUUUACUUCUCUCCUCCGCCAUGUAAUUCUCAUUCCAAAUUGUCUCAUACUCGUAGUCUUAGAUAUAGUACAAGAAUCAGAAGAAGAAGAAGAGCCAAUUUCAUUGGCUGCUGCACCACUAGUAGUAAAAACGUGGAAUUGGAAUCAAAAUCAUCAGAUUCUAAUGCUGAUUCUUCGUCAUCGAUGUACUUUGAUUGCGUAGGGACAGGCCUAGAUGUGGAGUGCCUUGUCUCUUCUUCUCCCUCCUCUGAAACUAAUGGUACAAAGUUGGCGGUGGAAGAGGGAGGAGGAGAUGAAUCGAAAAGUGAUUUAUUGGAAAUGAUGGUGGAGACGGGAGUUUUGGUGUCGCCUUUUUUCUUUUGGGGCACGGCUAUGGUGGCUAUGAAGGAGAUAUUGCCAUUGGUUGGUCCUUUUUUUGUGGCUGCUUUUCGGCUUAUUCCUGCGGGCUCACUUUUGAUUGCAUUUGCUGCGUCCCAAAGUAGGCCUCUGCCCUCUGGAUUCAUUGCUUGGCUCUCCAUCGCUCUCUUCGGCCUUGUUGAUGCUGCUUGUUUCCAGGGUUUUCUUGCUGAGGGAUUACAGAGGACAUCUGCAGGUUUAGGCAGUGUUAUAAUCGACUCACAACCUCUGACAGUGGCUGUACUUGCAGCCUUGUUAUUUGGUGAAUCCAUUGGGUUGGUUGGAGCUGCAGGCCUUGUACUUGGUGUCAUAGGACUUUCACUUCUUGAGUUACCUGCUCUUGCUAUUGAUGAGAGUAAUUUUUCUUUGUGGGGAAGUGGAGAAUGGUGGAUGCUUCUUGCAGCUCAAAGCAUGGCAGUAGGCACAGUCAUGGUCCGCUGGGUUACUAAGUACUCUGAUCCUGUUAUGGCAACUGGAUGGCACAUGGUUAUUGGUGGUAUCCCUCUUGCGGUGAUCUCAAUUCUCAAUCAUGAUCCUGCCUUCAGUGGAAGCCUCAAGGAACUGACAGGAAGUGAUAUAUUGGCACUCCUUUAUACCUCUAUUUUUGGAAGUGCUAUUAGUUAUGGCGUAUACUUCUACAGUGCAACAAAAGGUAGCCUGACAAAGCUCAGUUCCCUCACUUUUUUAACCCCGAUGUUUGCUUCAAUUUUUGGGUUUCUAUAUCUUGGUGAGACCUUCUCACCCUUGCAAUUGGUUGGCGCUAUUGUCACUUUGAUUGCAAUAUACAUGGUCAAUUAUGGGGAAAGUACUGAAUGAAGCAUUUUGCCUGUACAAAAGGGUAGAAAAUGCUGGUCUGGUUUGCCUGAUGAUUUGAUUUUCAAGACUCAGACAUAUUUGUAGCAUGUAUUUACAGUGAAGUUGAUUAAAAGAGAUCAAGCUGUAUGCUACCUAUGGCCUUCCUAGAAUUGCAGUGAAUAGGGCUUGAUUCCAAGUGACGGAGCUGUUACCUCAAGUAUAAAGUACGCAACCUGUAUUGCUUGAACUUUCUCAGUUCAAGACUGCUCAUGACAAUGAAUGUUCCCAGGUUGGAGUUCAGUUUCACCAUACGUUUACUAGUCUACCUAUAAGCAGUGGAGCACAGAACCAAUCUAAUUUCUAUAUCGCAUGUCUAUAGGGCGAAUUCUACAACAACAUUGUUUUUGUCGAAGUAAAUUAUACUUGUUAAAUACACACCUCUGGAUGAUUAGGACGAGCCCCAUAUUGUCUAA